AUGAACUCUGAACUUGAAGCCAACUAUCAUGUCCAAGUUUCCCUUGAUAGCUGGAAUUUCAUCUCUUGGGAAAUCGGUACCACACGAGCAGCACCAGCCGUCCCCCGCCCUUUGCACCCCGCAGCCAUGGAAGGCGCAGCACCCAACCACUACACUCAGAAACGGGGCUGUGAUGUGAUUCGGUGCCCCCGCCUCAACAAGGAUAUGGCUUUCACUUUGGAGGAGAGACAACAGUUAAACAUACAUGGGUUAUUGCCACCUUGUUUUCUGGAUCAAGACUGCCAGGUUCUUAGAGUUGUUAAGAAUUUUGAUCGCCUGAACUCGGACAUUGACAGAUACCUUCUUCUAAUGGAUCUUCAGGAUCAAAAUGAAAAGCUCUUCUACAGAGUGCUAACUUCGGACAUUGAGAAAUUCAUGCCUAUUGUUUAUACUCCCACGGUAGGCCUGGCUUGCCAGCUCUAUGGCCUCGUAUUUCAGAGGCCAAGAGGUCUCUUCAUCAGUAUCCAUGACAAAGGACACAUUGCUACGUUGCUUAAGUCUUGGCCUGAAGAUGUUGUCAAGGCUAUUGUGGUGACUGAUGGAGAACGGAUCCUGGGCUUGGGCGAUCUUGGCUGCAAUGGAAUGGGCAUUCCUGUGGGCAAACUGAUACUGUAUACGGCCUGUGGAGGAAUGAAUCCUGAAGAGUGUCUGCCCGUCACCCUUGAUGUGGGGACUGAGAAUGAAGAGCUGCUAAAAGAUCCUUUCUAUAUCGGACUGAGGCAGAAAAGAGUGAGAGGACGUGAUUACGACGAUUUUUUGGAAGAAUUCAUGGAGGCAGUUACCGGCAGGUACGGAAUGAACUGCCUAAUUCAGUUUGAGGAUUUUGCCAAUACAAAUGCAUUCCGUCUCUUGGAGAAGUACCAGAACAAAUACUGCACAUUCAAUGACGACAUUCAAGGAACAGCAUCGGUUACAGUCGCGGGUCUCCUUGCAGCUCUGCAUGUUACCCAGAACAGCCUGUCUGAUCACACAGUUCUGUUCCAAGGAGCUGGAGAGGCUGCUCUGGGGAUUGCAAAACUGAUGAUUAUGGCCCUGAAAAAAGAAGGGAUAAGCCAGGAGGAAGCCAUCAAAAAGAUAUGGAUGGUUGACUCAAAAGGAUUAAUAGUUAAAGGCCGGGCUUUUUUAACAUAUGAAAAAGAAAGAUUUGCCCACGAACAUUACGAAAUGAAGAACCUGGAAAAGAUUGUCCAAGAAAUAAAGCCGACUGUCCUAAUAGGAGUUUCUGCAGUCGGUGGUGCUUUCACAGAACAAAUUCUCAAGGACAUGGCUUCCUUCAAUGAGCGACCCAUCAUUUUUGCUCUAAGUAACCCAACGAGCAAGGCAGAGUGUACUGCAGAGCAGUGCUACCGGAUGACAGGGGGCUGUGGCAUUUUUGCAAGUGGCAGUCCAUUCAAUCCUGUCACUCUUCCAGAUGGUCGGACUUUUUAUCCCGGCCAGGGCAACAAUUCCUAUGUGUUUCCUGGAGUAGCACUUGGUGUUGUAGCAUGUGGAUUGAGGCACAUCCCUGAUAAAAUAUUUCUCUCUGCUGCUGAGGUGAUAGCUCAGGAAGUAUCAAAUAAACACUUGGAAGAAGGCCGUCUAUACCCUCCUUUGAAAACCAUUCAAGAUGUUUCCUUGAAAAUUGCAGUGAAGAUUGUGGAAGAAUCCUACCGUGAUAACUCGGCUACUGUCUAUCCUGAGCCCCAAGAUAAGGAAGCAUUUGUCCGUUCUAAGAUUUAUAGUACUAAUUAUGACCACAUUUUACCUGACUGUUACUCUUGGCCUAAGGAGGCUAUGAAAAUACAGAAGGCAAAUUAG
Molecule: messenger RNA, 1836 nt
Organism: Gracilinanus agilis (Agile Gracile Mouse Opossum)
Lineage: Eukaryota; Metazoa; Chordata; Mammalia; Didelphimorphia; Didelphidae
Product: NADP-dependent malic enzyme-like
Exons: 2
Coding region: 1-1836 (611 amino acids)
Biological process (GO): malate metabolic process; pyruvate metabolic process
Cellular component (GO): mitochondrion
Molecular function (GO): malate dehydrogenase (decarboxylating) (NADP+) activity; malate dehydrogenase (decarboxylating) (NAD+) activity; NAD binding
Source: RefSeq, a predicted model, not a curated record